Homarus americanus (American lobster) is the source of this 834-nucleotide messenger RNA. Its product is annotated as vegetative cell wall protein gp1-like. NCBI's taxonomy places the organism in Eukaryota, Metazoa, Arthropoda, Malacostraca, Decapoda, Nephropidae. The transcript has 2 exons. The record is from RefSeq and is a predicted model, not a curated record. The coding region runs from base 1 to 834 and encodes 277 amino acids.
AUGCAGUAUUCAGAGUAUGUGAACAAACCCGCUGUAAUAUUACGCUUAGAGGAGCCUAGCCCCCAAAACACCCUGCAUCACCCAGAGCCCCAAAGAGCCCUCAAGAACCACUCUACAAUACACAGAACCCCUAAAGAGUCCUCCUGCUUCACCCAGAGCUCACAAAGAGCCGUCAAGAACCCUCCUGCAGGACCCAGAGCCCCCCUACAUCACCCAGAGGCCCCAAGGAACCCCCUUGCAUCUCCCAGAGCCCCAGAGCCUCAGGAACUCCUUGCAUCUCCCAGGAGCCCAAGAGCCCUCCAAGAACUCCCCUGCAGCACCCAGGGCCCCAAGGAGCCCCGAAGAACCCCCUACAUCACCCAGAGCCCCCAGAAACCCCCUUGCAUCUCUCAGGGGCCCCAAAUUGCCCUCAAGGAGCCCCCUACAUCACCCAGAGCCCCACCAGGCCUCAAGAACCCCCUACCUCACCCAGAGCCCCAUGAGCCCUCAAGAACCCCACUACAUCACCCAGAGCCCCCAUGGAGCCACUCAAGAACCCCUCGCCUGCCCAGGGCCCCCGCAGAGCCCUCAAGAACCAAUCUCGCUUCACCCCAGAGCCCCCGCAGAGCCCUCCAAGACAGUCUCUACUUCUUGGAGCCCCCAAAACCAAUCUGCAUCACCCAGAGCCCCAGGCCCUCAAGGAGACCCCCUGUUUCCCCAGAGCCCAAGAACCAGUCUGCAAUACUAAGAGCCCAAGGGGCCUCCUGCUGCCCAGAGCCCCCAAAGAGCCCCCUACUUCACCCAGAGCCCCCAAAGAGCCCUCAAAAAGCACUCUACAAUACAAAGAGCCCCUAA